Molecule: messenger RNA, 786 nt
Organism: Prunus dulcis (almond)
Lineage: Eukaryota; Viridiplantae; Streptophyta; Magnoliopsida; Rosales; Rosaceae
Exons: 2
Coding region: 1-786 (261 amino acids)
Source: RefSeq, a predicted model, not a curated record
AUGGAUUCUUAUACUUCUUCUCAGUUUGUGUCGCAAGAGGGUUUCAAACUGUUUCAUUCCAUUGACAGAGAUUUGUACACCAUCUUGGCAAUUCACCUCUGCAGGGACCCACUGGAGUCCAUGCAGGUCAUGGCCCUCUGGCUCUGGUUGGAGAAAGUUGGGUUCAAGAAUGCUGUGAAAAAGAUCCUAUCUUUACCUUUCAUUUUGAUCAAUGAGCUUGCAGAUGAGGCAGUGACAUGCCUCAACAUAAUCAAUGGCACCCAUUUUUCUUUACCAUUUGAGGCCAAUGACAUUCCUCUCCUCCAAAGCUUCAUGGAAAAAGAAGUGUCCCUCCAAUUUUUCCAUGAGAAUCAGCAAGCUGCAGCUCAAGGUGUCACCAAAGCUGCCAACAUUGUGUGCCUCCCAGCAUUUGAUGACAUUAUGAAGCAAGCCAUUGAGAUAAAUUUUUCCCAAAACUCAGCAGAUCACAGCCAGAGGACCAUGUUUGUGACAUUCUCGAAAGGGUACCCAGUACAUGAGCAUGAAGUGAAACAAUUUUUCACAGCAGCAUUUGGGGAUUGCGUCGAGUCUCUGCAGAUGCAAGAAGUGCAGCCUUUUGAACAAUCUCUGUUUGCUCGUGUGGUUUUCCACUCUGCAUCAACCAUUGAAGCCAUACUCAGUGGGGUGAGCAAGGCCAAAUUUACAAUCAAUGGAAAGCAUGUGUGGGUCAGAAGAUUUGUGCCAAAACGCGCAAGGUCUUUGCUUCCACAAAUGCCGUGGCAACCAAUUUCCCCUUUUGGGCCAUAG